Molecule: messenger RNA, 686 nt
Organism: Aegilops tauschii subsp. strangulata
Lineage: Eukaryota; Viridiplantae; Streptophyta; Magnoliopsida; Poales; Poaceae
Source: RefSeq, a predicted model, not a curated record
CGGAUUCUAUCCCACCAUGUGUGUCACCAUGUAGGAUGCCUGGACCACACCUGCCCACUUUGUGCUAUUAGCUCUUUUGCAAAACGAUAGUAAUGUAUUAUGUUAUUUUUAUAUAUAUUAUACAUAUGACUAUGCGAAACGGAAGAAACCCUGUUGAGCUAUAAAUAGCCACCAAUGCCCAGUUGCCACAUUCACACAUACACAAAAAUAGAAGCAAAUAGAGCUCUAGUUUUGAGAAACCCCAUGGCAGAAAGAGCAAAAGGACGACCCUCAGAUGCACUUAGCGUGAUGGUCAUUGAUGAAGAUGAGUUUCAUGCCAACUCUGCAAAAUCCAUGCUCUCUGAAUUGAACUAUUAUGUGGCAGUAUAUACAAGUCCCAUAGAAGCACUCGGUAUUCUUGAAAAGAAAGCACAUGAUGUUGAUUUCAUCAUGGCAGCAGUGGACAUGGAAGAAUUGAAUGGCUUUCAGUUCUUGGAAGCUGCCAAAGAUAUGCAUAGAAACCUUCAAGUGAUUAUGAUGUCAACAGAAACAACAAUCUACACAAUGAAGAGAUCUAUUCAACUUGGUGCUCUUUUUUGGCGAAGAAGCCUCUUGAUGCUAAUACCAUUCACAAUAUGUGGCAACAUCUUGAUGUAAAAGUUCUUAGGCUGAACAGGAUGAAGUAUCUAUUUCAAGGUCAAAAUUAA